Messenger RNA from Oncorhynchus kisutch (coho salmon), 2106 nucleotides. Its product is annotated as secretin receptor-like. Gene Ontology annotation, cellular component: plasma membrane. Lineage: Eukaryota; Metazoa; Chordata; Actinopteri; Salmoniformes; Salmonidae. The coding region runs from base 149 to 1543 and encodes 464 amino acids. The record is from RefSeq and is a predicted model, not a curated record. Gene Ontology annotation, molecular function: peptide hormone binding; G protein-coupled peptide receptor activity; secretin receptor activity. The transcript is spliced from 12 exons. Gene Ontology annotation, biological process: adenylate cyclase-modulating G protein-coupled receptor signaling pathway; cell surface receptor signaling pathway.
AACCGCACAAACAAAACACUUGCAGUUGGUUUGGACAAAGACAGUGGAUGCUGAUUGAUGACUUGCUGCUUUGAAUAGGACGAUUAUUUCAGACUUUUAGUAAACAGUUUCUUCAAGACUAUAAUUAAGUUACUUUUUUUGGGGGUAAAUGAUGAUUGUGACUGACAAAAUGCACAUUGGAAUUAUUGGAAUCCUACUGGGCAUGUACUUGAAGGUUCAAGCAGACUGUGAGCCGUACAUCAUUCUUAUUAGAGAGGAGGAGAGGUGCCUUCAUGAGUUGCAACUGCAUAAUGUGUCCAAAACUCCCCAACCAGACUGCAAGGGUAUGUGGGACCACUUGAAUUGCUGGUCUCCUGCUUUUGUAGGGGAAACUGCAUCACAGAACUGUCCCAAUUUCUUCAAAUCAGAAGGUAAAGUGGACCGGAACUGCACAGACACGGGCUGGACGGACCCAUUCCCUCCUUACGUGCAUGCAUGUUUCAACGAAACCUUCCACUUACUUGGAGAGUCACAUGACUCCCACAUGUACUUCCCCUAUGUGAAGACCAUGUACACUGCAGGCUACGCUCUCUCUCUAAUCUCUCUCACCAUCGCCAUCACCAUCCUCUGUCUCUUUAGGAAACUGCACUGCACCAGAAACUACAUCCACAUCCAACUCUUCGUUUCCUUCAUCCUGCGUGCUACCUUCAUCUUCAUCAAAGACUCUGUGCUCUUCACCGAUGAAGACUUCUACCACUGUGACGACUACCCAGCGGUGUGUAAGUUAGUGGUGAUGUUCUCCAACUACUGCAUCAUGGCUAACUACAGCUGGCUGCUGGUGGAGGGACACUACCUCCACACCCUGGUCAGCCUCUCCUUCUUCUCCAAGAAGAAACACCUUUGGUGGUACAUCAUCCUGGGCUGGGGUUUGCCAAUGAUUGUCAUUGUAUCCUGGGGCUUGGCAAAAUACUUCUAUGAGGAUGAAGGCUGCUGGGAGACAAGGGUACAUGACUGGGUUUGGUGGAUUCUCCGAUUACCAGUCCUACUCUUCAUAAUCAUUAAUUUGGUAUUUUUUCUGAGUAUCAUAAGAAUUCUGGUGGGGAAACUGCGGAUGCCAGACAUGCAUGGAAAUGAAUUCAGCCAAUACAAGAGACUUACCAAAUCGACUUUUCUUUUGGUGACCCUCUUUGGUUUGUACUACAUCCUCUUUGCCUUCUUACCCAUCAAAGUCAGUGGUUUAACUUACAAAAUAUGGACCUUUGUUGAGCUGGCUCUUGCAUCAACACAGGUAAUUUUGACAUUUAUAUAUAUUUUUUUUACUUUGUGGGAAUAUUAUUUGAUGUCUAAAUUCCCCUUUCUUCCUUUUCAGGGCUUUGGAGUUGCUGUUCUUUACUGUUUUCUAAAUGGGGAGGUACAGUACGAGGUACAGAGGAGAUGGCGCAGGUGGAGGCUGAAGCAGCAUCUACACGGGGAACCCAGACAGCAUGGUUCCAUGAGCCAAAGCGUCUCUCCCCUUACCCAGGUCUCCUUGCUUCCCUGUUCUGGACCGGCCAGCCUGGCAUGACCUUUGACUCCCCCCCCCCCCCCCCCAAAUCACUGGUGAUCUCCUAGACAUACCGGUUAAAAAACACUUACACUCUCAAGACAUCAAAUUAACUUAAGUUCUGGAACUUUCUUGAACUUGAGGAAUGGUCCACAGAAUGAAUCACUUGGCCACUCUUGAAGACUUGGAUGUGGCAUGGGAAACAGCACUGUACUGUGAUUUUGUGCCAUUCCCUCAAGCUCAAGCAACAUUUCUAGGACUAUGGACAGUGGACUUGGCCUGAAGAUCUAAGACAUUUGGGUUCAGUGGAAAUCAUAAGAAAUGGGAACAUGUUCAAAAAGCAGAAGUAGGACUCAGAUCUUCAACAUCAACAUGUGAAAGAGAAAUCCUGGAAAGAGGUCUGGUUAUGACCAGCCUUUUGUCCAGAGAAUUUAUCAACAUGAUUGAAAAUUCUCACUUUUUAUUAUACUUUGAAGACAGAUCUUUUAAGAAACAUAAUUUACUGUUCCUUUGCACCAAUGUACUGUAUAAAAAAAUAAAGACAUUUUCUGAAAUAAAUACCAAGAUCAAGGGCUGCACUUUUU